Messenger RNA from Saxophila tyrrhenica, 819 nucleotides. It is a transcript of the gene GRX3, whose product is annotated as glutaredoxin. NCBI's taxonomy places the organism in Eukaryota, Fungi, Ascomycota, Dothideomycetes, Mycosphaerellales, Extremaceae. Bases 1 to 819 code for a protein of 272 amino acids. Gene Ontology annotation, biological process: intracellular iron ion homeostasis. The transcript is spliced from 2 exons. The record is from RefSeq and is a predicted model, not a curated record. Gene Ontology annotation, cellular component: nucleus; cytosol. Gene Ontology annotation, molecular function: 2 iron, 2 sulfur cluster binding.
AUGGCAGGCCAACCUUGCGCCGUUACGCCCAUCCCGACCGAAGACGCCUUCAACGAGCACAUCUCCUCCCUCCCGUCCUCAUCUCUUGCAGUCAUCUACUUCCAUGCACCCUGGGCCGAGCCAUGCAAACAGAUGAGCACCAUCCUCUCGACACUCGCCUCCACCUACUCGCAGACCUCGCCACCUUCGAUAUCAUUCAUAAGCCUGGACGCAGAGGAAGUGAGCGAUAUCAGCGAGCAAUACGACGUCUCGCAGGUGCCCUUAGUGGUGCUGCAGAAGGAUGGCAAGGUGGUGGAGAGUGUUACCGGCACGGAUGCGGGCAGGGUGAGGAGCGCAGUGGAGAAGCACGUUGCGACCGAGGGAGCAGGGAAGGCGAAUAAGGCAGGUCUACCACCGGCGCAGACAGUCACCAAGCCGCCACCUUCACAGAGUGCAGCGGAUUCAGCGGUGCAUACGAACGGCGACACACCUUCAACAACAGAGCAACAAUCGGAGGAGGAUCUGGACGAGCGGCUGGGCACACUUGUCAAGGCCGCGCCAGUCAUGCUGUUCAUGAAGGGCACACCGUCAGCGCCACAGUGUGGAUUCAGCAGACAGACCGUGGCUCUACUCAGAGAGAAGGGUGUACGAUAUGGAUUCUUCAAUAUCCUGGCGGAUGACGAUGUGAGGCAGGGAUUGAAGGCUUUCUCGGACUGGCCUACGUUCCCGCAGGUCUAUGUGGGUGGAGAGCUCGUUGGUGGCCUCGAUAUCUUGAAAGAAGAGUUCGAGAACGACGCUGAGUUCUUGAAGGACUAUUCAGUACAUGCGCAGAAGGCAUAG